UGGGUCCAUUGUUGUUGUCGCCGCGGCGCUGCGUGUUCGGUCCCCGCGCGUCCCCCGGCCUCGCUCCACGGCGCCCAGGGCAAAGGGGCUGAGGUCCCCCCCCCCCAACCACCCCGCCUCCCACCUGCUUUCAAUUAACCCCACGCAGUGCAGGAGGCUGAGGGUUGGGGGGUGCAUGCCCACGUGCAUCCUCCUCGAGGAUGAGCUGCGAAGUUCCGCCAAACUUCUCGCUUCUCGAAAUGGGGCUCCCGCCCCAAAGCAGAGCGGUUUCCCCCCUCGCGCAUGUUUGCUCCUUGGCUGCCCGCUUCGCAGGGAGGCUCCCGACGGUCCGUUCCUUCUUGCAGCCCUGAUCCGAAUCCAGCCCCCGAAACCCGAUGACUGUCGCAGCUGCGGAGAGGGCUGCGGCUGGGAGUGGAUGUCGGCAGGGGAAGACUGUGGCUGUUCUAGCAGGGCUGCUGUGCUGCAUUGCGGCCCGGACGGAGCAGGACCCCAGCGCAUCAUGCAGCGUGGGACGGAGACGCGCAACCCCACGGAGGUGCAGAUGAGCCAGAUGGUGCUGCCCUGCCACACCAACCACUGUGGCCAGCUUGGUGUUGGGCAGCUGCUCAAGUGGAUCGACACUGCAGCCUGCCUGUCUGCCGAGAGACACGCUGGCUGCCCCUGCGUCACAGCUUCCGUGGACGAUAUCUAUUUUGAGCACACGAUUAGUGUUGGGCAAGUUGUGAACAUCAAAGCAAAAGUAAACCGAGCCUUUAACUCUAGCAUGGAGGUUGGGAUCCAAGUCAGCUAUGAAGAUCUCUGCAGUGGCGAGCAGUGGAAUGUAUGCAAAGCUUAUGCCACUUUUGUUGCACAACGCACAUCAAACACUAAGAUUAAACUGAAGCCAGUGAUUCCUCAGACAGAAGAGGAGAAGACCGAAUACAGCAUUGCAGCUGAGCGCCGCCGCAUGAGGCUGGCCCACACUGAUACCAUCAAGGAUCUUCUUAGCAACAGCUCCCUCCAAGCUGAGCGUGAGACCGGAGACUGCAAGACUAUGGUGCCUGCUGGACAGACCAGGGUGGAGAGUGUGGAACUAGUGCUACCCCCUCAUGCCAAUCAUCAGGGAAACACCUUUGGUGGGCAGAUCAUGGCCUGGAUGGAAAACGUCGCCACGAUAGCAGCAAGCCGGCUGUGCCAUGCCCACCCAACUCUGAAGGCCAUAGAAAUGUUCCAUUUCAGGGGACCGUCUCAAGUCGGGGACCGCCUCCUGCUAAAAGCUAUUGUUAAUAAUGUAUUCAAAAACAGCAUGGAGGUUGGGGUAUGUGUAGAAGCCUACGGACAAGAAAUGGAAGUGAGUCGAAGACAUAUCAACAGUGCCUUCAUGACCUUUGUAGUCCUAGAUGAAGAGGGUCAGCCCCGUACCCUUCCAGUGGUUGUGCCAGAACCUGGGGAUGGAGAAAGAAGGUACAGAGAAGCUAGUGCUAGGAAGAAAAUUAGACUGGACAGGAAAUAUGUCAUUUCCUGCAAACAGACUGAAGUCCCGCUGUCUGUGCCCUGGGACCAAAGCAACAAGGUUUAUCUGAGCUACAACAACGUGUCUGCGCUGAAGACUCUUGUAGCGAAAACGAACUGGGUACUCGCCACAGAGAUAGACAAGGUUAAGAUGUACACGGUGGAGGAAGACAAAUUCCUCUCCUUCCGGAUAGAGAUGACCGUGUCUAUGGCUGCCUGGCAGGCCUUCUUGCUUCUCUCUGACUUGAGGCGGAGGUGUGAAUGGGAUGAUCACUAUGCGAGUGCAGAACUGGUCCAGCAGGUUGACGACGAUGACGUGAUCUACCAUGUGCUCAGUCAGACCAACAGCCUAGAAAACAAACCUCAAGACUUCAUCAUCUUGGCUUCGCGAAGAAAGCCUUGCGACAAGGGUGACCCAUAUGUUGUUGCGUUCCGGUCAGUCACGCUGCCCACCUGCCCGGCAAACCCCAAGUAUACCCGAGGGGAGACGCUGUGCUCAGGCUUUUGCAUUUGGCAAGAGACAGAGGAGCUGACCAAGGUGGCCUAUUACAACCAAGCUACUCCAGGAUACCUAAACUACGUCACUGCUAACAUCGCAGGACUAUCAUCAAAUUUCUACUCCACCUUUGAAGCCUGUGAGAGAUUCCUGAUGAGGAACAAAGAUGAUAUCAGAGUCGGGCUCCAGAAUCUGUAAUUGUCCACACUGCUUCCACAAUGCCUUUGGGAUUGUCUUAUGCACAUACUGAAGCUAAUGAUCUAGGUGAAAGAGGAAAUUGGCCUUCUUCAAAUGAGUGAUUAGUUAGAUACAGCUGGUGGCACUGCUAGUAAAGAACAGUAGUUUUAAAUCCACCUGCUGCAGUACGACUAACAUGAGCUCAGACUCCAACAUGCUUGAUGGUGGUAAUCAGAAAAGAGAAGGGAGAUGAACACUUAUAAGAAGACCGGGGUCAACCUCUGUGUCAGUUGUAAGGUCUCUGGUGGGUCUGGCGUGUUCAUCUGAGUGCAAAAUUUGGCCCUCCAAGAAACUGAAGCAAAUAAGGUUGGCCAAAGGGCCCCCGUGUUGGCCAGUACUGUCAUCCAGCCAUUGGCCUUGCACUGAAAGAGGAAAGUGUAAUCUAUUGAACUGAAAAGGAUUUUUUAAAAUGCUGUAACCUCGUGUACAGGAAUUAACUUUUCUAGCAACAUCUGUCAAACGUGAACCUUUGAAUGAAAAUAACCACUAUUCAGAGGA
Molecule: messenger RNA, 2722 nt
Organism: Alligator sinensis (Chinese alligator)
Lineage: Eukaryota; Metazoa; Chordata; Crocodylia; Alligatoridae
Gene: ACOT11
Product: acyl-CoA thioesterase 11
Cellular component (GO): extracellular exosome
Molecular function (GO): lipid binding; thiolester hydrolase activity
Source: RefSeq, a predicted model, not a curated record